CAUGACCUGACUGUCCUCCACGCUUUCACUAACACUCCCAGUUAUGAAAUAUCUAUAUCCAACAUCUCAUGAUCUACAUACCCUCACCAAAUCUCACCUCUCCUUGAAGAUUGCUCGUCACUCACCAUGUUCUGUUUGCUCGACAUGUGAAAGGUUGAUUCCACCACCUGCAGUUGAAAUCGUACUUGACGAUACAUCAAAUCCCCCACUACUCGGUGACCUUGGGCAAUAUGGUUCGGACGAUGACGAACCGACGAGCUAUCUUGAUACAUGUUCGUGUGGCCAUAGUACAGUGGAGCAUGGUGCCAACGAACACGAAAUUGGCCCAGAAGAAUUCAGACGGAGAAGCCAAGUUGCGGUUCGAUUAGAUGAGCUUCUUCAGGUCAGGCUCAAGACACGACUAUCUACUAUCUACUCUGUUCUAAAGAUAAGUUUAGGACGUCAACAAACUUCUCGAUUUCGAAUAUAGCGACGAAGACAUUGCAUCGCUCAGGCAGCGCAUGAAACUCCCAAUCUCUGUUGUAGCACCUAUAUCACCCAUAAUAGGUUCCACUUCGUCUGCUCUACUAUCCAGAAGUCCUCCGUUAUCAUCCCCGGAAUCCUCUAUCCUCAGUGACUCGGAUGUACCCCCUCCCAAUAAGAAACGUCGGAUAUCCUUUUCAUCUGGAAGUGAUGAUGCUCAAGGUACCCGAGCACUACUUGACGAGGACGAUGAUGACGACGAGGAAGAUCGUCCCCUGGCAGCGAGAAUGGCACAGAAAAGUGCUGCAAAGGCUCCUCCCAAAGGCUCAAAAACCUCUAAGAAGGCAGCUGCCUCCCGGGUCCCCGCCCUGUCGUCGACGAUGAACGGGAAUGGGAGAACUACCGAAGUAGAAUCAAAGAUCAAGGAAGAAAGACUUGACGAUACCCAACUAGACCGCCUCGCAACCGGCGUUCCCGUAGACUCGGCAGAGUCCAGCGGUCCCCCUGUGAAGACGGAGAAGGCUGCUGUGGUCGAGUUAAGGAGCGGUAUCAUCAGUGUAACAGCAGUCGAAAAUGACAAACAACCGCGUUCUCUCGUUAUUUUGACGGGACUCAAGACGUUGUUUCAAAAGCAGUUACCCAAGAUGCCGAGGGAGUAUAUAGCGCGACUGGUCUACGAUAGCAAUUCCAAAGCGCUUGCCAUCCUUAAACGAGGAUACAAGGUCGUAGGAGGGAUAUGUUAUCGGCCGUUCCCCCAGCGAGGUUUCGCUGAGAUUGUCUUCUUCGCGACUGCCUCGGUUGACCAAGUUAAGGGAUAUGGUGGGAUGCUUAUGGAUCACUUCAAGGCCCACAUUAGGAACACAUACCCCGAUAUGUGGCAUUUCCUGACCUACGCUGACAAUUAUGCUGUCGGUUACUUCGAAAAGCAAGGGUUCUCGAAGGAUAUUACGCUGGAUCGUUCUGUAUGGGCCGGUUAUAUCAAAGAUUACGAAGGAGGCACGAUCAUGCAGUGCACCAUGCUUAGGAAGGUGGACUAUCUUGACAAAACGAAUAUUGUAAAUUCGCAGCAGGAAGCCAUCAUGACCAAAAUUCGACAAAUGUCUCGAUCCCACAUUGUGCAUCCCGGCUUGCCUCAAUUUCAGGCUGGAGCACCGCCAGGUGUGGUCGUUGAUCCCAAGGAGGUACCAGGACUCAGUACGUUCUCUGGUGUCUAUGCCAUUGACGCUAACGGAACUGCCUCGUUUGCAGGGGAAAGUGGAUGGUCACCCUUGAUGGCAGAGAGCCUGCGAAGGACAGUGCCGAAGAGCGCUGACCGCUUGUUCAUGGAUCAUCUACUGCGAGAACUGCAAAAUCAUAACCAAGCGUGGCCUUUCCUCAAGCCGGUCAAUGUUGACGACGUUGCGGAUUAUCUCUUUUAUAUCAAGGAACCGAUGGACUUCAGCACUAUGGAACACAAACUCGAUAAUAACCAGUACAGCACGGUUGAUGACUUCACCCGAGACGCACAGUUGGUAUUCGACAACUGCCGACUUUACAAUGAUGAGGGGACGAUUUACCAUAAAUGCGCCAAUGCACUAGAGAAAGUUAUGAGGAACCAAUUGAAGGAACGGAUCAAACGUGAAUCGUAGUGCACCAUUCAUGCAGACACCCCAUUGGAAAGGACACCCGAUGUAUAUAGAUAUGUGACUAAUAUUACAC
Marasmius oreades (fairy-ring Marasmius) is the source of this 2160-nucleotide messenger RNA. RefSeq lists its product as uncharacterized. Gene Ontology annotation, molecular function: histone H3 acetyltransferase activity; protein binding. Gene Ontology annotation, cellular component: histone acetyltransferase complex. The transcript has 7 exons. Gene Ontology annotation, biological process: chromatin remodeling; positive regulation of transcription by RNA polymerase II. Bases 501 to 2090 code for a protein of 529 amino acids. The record is from RefSeq and is a predicted model, not a curated record. Lineage: Eukaryota; Fungi; Basidiomycota; Agaricomycetes; Agaricales; Marasmiaceae.